Messenger RNA from Diachasmimorpha longicaudata, 3256 nucleotides. Its product is annotated as rabphilin-3A. Bases 486 to 2945 code for a protein of 819 amino acids. Gene Ontology annotation, biological process: intracellular protein transport. NCBI's taxonomy places the organism in Eukaryota, Metazoa, Arthropoda, Insecta, Hymenoptera, Braconidae. The transcript is spliced from 11 exons. Gene Ontology annotation, molecular function: small GTPase binding. The record is from RefSeq and is a predicted model, not a curated record.
AAGGAGAAGGGGCCUCGGCAGUAGUAACGGCCACCUGUCGAUCGGACAGUAGUCUAGAUGACUAGUCGGUAGACGAGUUAGUGUAGGAAACAAUGUAACAGUGAAAAUGAUACCGUACAUUGAGUAAAGGGCGAUUCAGUAAAAUCGUGAAUAAGGGAUGAAUCGAAUGUAGGUAGUUUCGAGGCGUUUGGGAAACAAAUGUUACAAUUUUACUGUGGGGAAAAAUCGAACGAUAACGACUGUCAAAUUUGUUUGAAUACAACCCCCGGGGCCAGUGGGAAAUUCAACCCUCUCCGAAGGGAAGUACUUGCAGGCAACAGCUGGUUACGCGUGGAAGCCUGUUGACUGUAUCCUGUUGAGAUAAGAUAUCAGGGCAUCCAUAACGAUAGUGCAGAUCAAAGAUGGAGCCGACGAGAUGAUUCGAUGAAUUUUGGUGGUCAGUUGACGCCGUUGAUGCGGUCGAUAGUUCAUUUGAAAAGUUCAUCAUGGACGCGAAUUACUAUUCCGGGGUUAAGAGGAGCGGCAGUGGACGAUGGGUUUGCCCCAAUGACAGACAACUUGCGUUAAGAGCAAAACUCCGAACAGGAUGGUCCGUAAAAAGUGCAUCCCUGGAUUCCCGUACCUACAGCAACUACUCUCACUGCUCCCCAACCUCAUGCCCAAGUGGUUUAUCCUCAAGCUCUUCAAACACAAAUUUACCAUUGAGUGACGCAGAGAGGGAGCGCAUAAUUCAGGUGAUUCAGCGAGCCGAAGCACUAGACCUUUCCGAGCAGGAGCGGGUGGGUAAAUUGGUGGAACGCCUGGAGAACAUGAAACGAAACGUCACCGUUGUAACAUCAACGAGAGCAACGAACAGAAGCUGCGGCAGCAGAUGUAUUCGCAAUAACCGUUGCAUGUGUUGUUGCGCAUUGUGCGGUGAAAAAUUUACAGUCCUGGGGGCUGGUCCAACAUUGUGUCGUGAUUGCAGAAAAUACGUAUGUCAAAAGUGUGGAGUUGAGACAUCUAGGGCACCAAGAACAUCCGGAACAAACUUGCAAUCUAGUCAGAGAAGAGGUACAUCAGCGUCAAUCAAUAAUUUACCGUCUGGUGAGGUAUCGAGUAGUGGAAACAAGCAGUCACCACCAGUAUCAAAGGUAUUUCUGUGUCGAAUAUGCACGGAAACACGAGAAAUGUGGAAGAAAAGUGGCGCUUGGUUUUUCAAGAGUUUACCGAAGUACGUUCUCCCGGAGAAAAAGAAGCCCCGGGGAAGUACUCGCAACGCGGGCUGGACUCUCGCCGGCGGAUCGAAAUCCCUGGAGCCAUCGGAGCACGACUCCUCCUCGGACGAGGAGAUCAGGAAGCCCACCCGCACCCGUUCCUUUCUCACCUACAGCCUCUCCACAGACCCAGCGGAUCUCUCCUCCACCUCGAAGCCUGAGUUAGAAGUCGAAGUGCAGAUCGAACCCGAGCCCAAACGUUCACCAGCGGACAUGCACGACGAGCCGGAGAGCCUUGUCCACCAUCAAGCCCACCAUCCGCCGCAGUGUCAAUUGGUUGUGCCAAGUAAUUCCUCGUCCUCAACCUCUCCAUCAUCACCGAUCUCCUCCACCUCACCUCUUCCAGCUUCACGAUCUUCCAGUCGUCUGCGCGACCAGAACACAAGUCAAACGUCGACAUUUUACGUUCGCAAUCCAGUUGGAAGUUGUGAAUCAGUCAAUCACGAGUCCUCUAGUCAAUGCGAGUCAUCGAAAUCAUCACUCCGGGGUAGAAAAAGCUCCAGUCAAGGUAAUUCAGUUGACAGGGCUCACAGUCGCGGUUCCCUCGAGCUUUCAGACGGUAGUUCGGCUAAACACGGAUCCAGGCGUCCAAGUAUCAACAGCAACGGGAGCAGCGAGACAGACGGAGUGUACAGACACGACCAAGAUCGAUGUCAACAGUGGGGAUAUCGGCGAACGGAAAGCGUCACAGGAACGACCGAGAAAACGGAAGAAGAGAAGAACUUAGGAACUCUCGAGAUAGUCCUGAGGUACGAGCCAGCAACUCAGUGUCUUCACUGCAAAGUAGAGAGAGCAAGAGGUCUUCGGCCAAUGGACAUUCACGGUCUGGCGGAUCCAUUCUGCAAUCUCAACAUACUACCAAUAAGUCCAAGUACCACAACAACAAGGAGACUGCGAACCAAAACAGUCCACAAGACCCGAGAUCCCGAGUUCAACGAGCAGCUCAACUUCUACGGGAUCAUGGAGAACGAUUUGAAGAGCGGAAAAGCUUUGCACAUUCUGAUACUCCAGGACGAUCCAGCUGGAAGGGACUUUCUAGGCGAGGCCAGAUUUCCGUUGCGCGAACUACAGCCCUCUCAAACGAAAUACUACAACGUAUUGCUGGAGGAUCACUACCAGGUGGAUCAGGAGGAGAGAGUCUGGGGCGAGGACAUGACCAACGGACGCGGAAUGAUAAAUGUGAGUCUGAGUUACAGCACACGUCGACGAGCACUCCUAGUGAGCAUCAACCGUGCCCACGAUCUUCUACCAAUGGACAGCAACGGUCUUUCUGACCCAUUCGUCAAACUCUGCUUGACAAAGGACCCAAGGGGCGACGAUGUCAAGCGGCCACCGAUUAUACAAAAUUCGAGGGAGAGCCUUGGACGGAGGCACUCGAGAAAGUCACCGAUUGUCCCCAAGUGCACCGGAGUUACUCACACAACCAGUGUCAAGUGGAAGACACUCAAUCCGGAGUGGAACGAGGAGUUCGUGUUCGAGACACGUCUGACAGAUUUGACAGCAAAUGCCCUAGUUCUUACCGUGUGGGACAAAGACUUUGGAAAGAGUAACGAUUACCUGGGUGGACUCGUUCUGAGCUGCAAUAGCAAAGGGGCGCGACUCCGUCACUGGAUCGAUGCAAUCAAAUUUCCAGAUCAUCGUCACCACUGCAGUCACGAACUUGCUGAGGACAUCGGCUUUCACGAGUAAUGAACAUCAUCCAAUAUUCAACAACUAAAAUCAAAUUAAAAAAAAACUAUCCAAGACGUUUAUCAAUCAAAGCGUCUGACAAUAUAUCAUUGAAAAAACAAUUACUGAAACUUCAACUCUAAAAGUAUCGCACAAUCACGUUUCCAAUUUGCCUGAUUUGAGUUAGAAAAUUUAAUCUCAAAGAAAUAUCAAUUCUAAUCAAGCUAUAUCUGUUGAAAUCGUUUCAAAUUUGUUGAUAAUGUGAGUGAAUAAAUGUGGGAAUGAGGAGUGUUGAGGUCGUAUUAAAGAAUUCAAAAUAUUACAAAAAAAAA